GGACGCUCAGGGAAAUGAGAUCCCGCAGCUCGACUGGGUGGAAGGUGUUGCUAUUGUUGUGGCUAUUGCCAUUGUCACUAUUGUCGGCUCAGCCAACGAUUACCAAAAGGAACGCCAAUUCGUCAAGCUCAACAAAAAGAAAGAAGACCGCAAAGUCACCGUCAUUCGAUCUGGAAAAAUUGUCCGCAUUUCUGUGUACGACGUUGUUGUUGGCGAUGUCAUGCAAUUCGAGCCAGGAGAUGUCUUGCCCGUCGAUGGAGUCUUGAUUGCUGGUCACAACGUCAAGUGCGAUGAAUCUGCAGCAACAGGCGAAUCCGAUACGCUCAAGAAAAUUCCUGGACAAGAGGCGCUCGACAGCACGGAUGCUGGUGAAGCCUUCUCCAAGAAGGCCGACCCAUUCAUGCUCUCUGGUGCAAAAGUCAGUGAAGGUGUCGGUACUUUUCUCGUCACAUCCGUGGGUAUCCACUCCUUCAAUGGUAAAACAAUGAUGGCCCUGCAAACCGAGACUGAAGACACACCGCUCCAGCAGAAACUCAACGUCGUGGCCACAACCAUUGCCAAGCUCGGUGGUGCUGCUGCACUGCUCCUGUUUGUUGUGUCCUUUAUCGAAUACCUCGUUCGUCUUCGCAGCAACAACGGUACACCCUCGCAAAAGGGACAGGAAUUCCUGGACCUCUUCAUCAUUGCCGUUACCGUCAUUGUCGUUGCCAUCCCAGAAGGUCUGCCACUCGCUGUUACCCUUGCACUUGCCUUUGCCACUACGCGCAUGCUGAAGGACAACAACCUCGUUCGUAUCCUCAAGUCUUGCGAAACCAUGGGCAAUGCCACCACCAUUUGUUCCGACAAGACGGGCACCCUCACGCAAAACAGCAUGACGGUGGUGGCUGGUACACUUUCGCUCAAUCACAGUUUCACACACUCUGUGGAUGAUGCGCCUGAACCCACGGGCGACUUGUUGGCUGGGGAAAAGGCAGAGGCGGACGCACAACUCGCUAUCCAAGCAGAGCGCGAUGUUGCGCGUCAUUUGGGUGGCAAUUCAAUGCCUAUUACCAAAUUCGCCACAAAGCUCGGUGCUGCGGUGAAGGAUGUCUUGCUCAAGGGUAUCGCCAUCAACUCGACUGCCUUUGAAGGUGUGGAUGAACACGGCAAGCAAGGGUUCGUUGGAUCCAAAACGGAAACGGCUUUGCUUGAAUUUGCAAAACUGCAUCUCGGCAUGGAGCCCGUGUCUACUGUUCGCGCCAACCAUCCGACCGUCCAUUUGAUUCCCUUUAGCUCUGAGAAGAAGUGCAUGGGCGCUGUGAGCAAGCUUGACGAUGGUUCCUUCCGUCUCUACUUGAAAGGUGCCUCGGAAAUCAUCCUUCGAUACUGUUCAGACGUCAUUCAAGAUCCCUUUAUUGACGACAGCAAGAUCAUCACUCAACCACUGCAGUCUGAUGAUCGCGAGAAGCUCGAAGGCACAAUCAGCCGAUAUGCCAACGAGUCUUUGCGUACAAUUGGUCUGGGAUACAAGGAUUUCGCACAGUGGCCACCUGCAGGUCUUCGCCCUUCAAGCGACGGCUCCCUCAAUUUGGAUGACCUCUUCACUGGUUUCACACUCAUUGGUAUUGUUGGUAUUCAGGACCCCUUGCGACCUGGUGUCAAGCAGGCUGUGCUUGAUUGCCAAGGCGCUGGUGUCGUGGUGCGUAUGGUGACGGGCGACAAUCUCAUCACUGCGCGCGCGAUUGCCACUGAAUGCGGCAUUUACAAUGAAGCAGCUGGUGGGAUCAUCAUGGAAGGUCCUCAAUUCAGGCGUCUCGGUCAUACGGAAAUGGAUCACAUCAUUCCCAGGUUGCAGGUGCUUGCGCGCUCGUCUCCAGAGGAUAAGCAGAUUCUUGUGCGUCGACUCAAGCAGCUUGGUGAGACGGUUGCCGUGACGGGUGAUGGCACAAACGAUGGUCCUGCCCUCAAGAUGGCUGAUGUUGGUUUCUCCAUGGGUAUUGCCGGUACGGAAGUAGCCAAGGAGGCUUCUGCCAUUAUUCUCAUGGACGAUAACUUUUCCUCGAUUGUCAAGGCAAUGGCGUGGGGUCGUGCAGUCAAUGAUGCUGUCAAGAAGUUCUUGCAAUUCCAAAUCACCGUCAACAUUACGGCUGUGCUGCUCACCUUCAUCUCCGUUGUCUCCGGCAGUGACUCGUCGUCUGUGCUGACGGCUGUGCAACUGCUCUGGGUUAAUUUGAUCAUGGACACACUCGCUGCUUUGGCUCUUGCAACAGAUCCCCCAACCGAUACUAUCCUGAAGCGCAAGCCUGCCAAGAAGUCUGAUAACCUCAUCACGUUUGAUAUGUGGAAGAUGAUUAUUGGUCAGGCCAUCUACCAACUCACCAUCACCCUCAUCCUAUACUACGCCGGAACGGGCAUCUUUGGUUGGGAUGAGAACCGGACUGCUAUCCAAGCCAAGCAAAUCAACCAGACCGUUGUAUUCAAUGCCUUUGUUUGGUGUCAAAUCUUCAACCAACUCAAUAACAGGCGGCUGGACAACAAGUUGAAUGUGUUUGAAGGUAUCACUCGCAACUGGUUCUACUGGAUCAUCAACCUUGUUAUGAUUGGUGGUCAGAUCAUGAUUAUCUUUGUGGGUGGACGUGCCUUUAGCGUUGUGCGCAUCAGUGGUACAGACUGGGCCAUCUCCAUUAUUGUGGGUCUCAUCUCGAUUCCUGUGGCCAUCAUCAUUCGUCUGAUUCCCAACGAUGCCAUUCGGCCCUUCAUCCCUGCCUUCAUCCUCAACUGGGACAAACGCCGCCCGAUUGACAUCUCAGACGAGGAGCGUGCAGAGUGGAACCCUGCCGUCAACCAAGUCCGCGAUGAACUUGCCUUUAUCCGCAAUAUCCGUUCGAGCAGACGUAUUGGCAACCUGGGUAUCCAUGCAAAGAGAAAGCAAACGGCCAAGUACUUUGGUGGCAACAAGGAUCAACACAAGCGUGCUGCCUCUGGCUCUGUGGCUGCUGCGUUGUUGCUGCCGUCGUUUGUGGCGACUGGACCGGCUGGCUUUGGGCCGCCGUCGUCGCCUGCGCCGAGCCAGAGCGGAUAUGCUGGCUCGACCCGGUCAUCGACCAAGAAGUAGGAUUAUUGGUGCCUGUGUGCAAAUGAGGGGAUUCAAAGCCAGUG
Protomyces lactucae-debilis is the source of this 3138-nucleotide messenger RNA. RefSeq lists its product as uncharacterized. NCBI's taxonomy places the organism in Eukaryota, Fungi, Ascomycota, Taphrinomycetes, Taphrinales, Protomycetaceae. Gene Ontology annotation, molecular function: ATP binding; P-type calcium transporter activity; ATP hydrolysis activity. Bases 221 to 3094 code for a protein of 957 amino acids. Gene Ontology annotation, cellular component: intracellular membrane-bounded organelle; membrane. Gene Ontology annotation, biological process: intracellular calcium ion homeostasis; calcium ion transmembrane transport. The record is from RefSeq and is a predicted model, not a curated record. The transcript is spliced from 2 exons.